This is a messenger RNA of Emericellopsis cladophorae, 1659 nucleotides long. Its product is annotated as Mitochondrial distribution and morphology protein-like protein. The transcript has 2 exons. Lineage: Eukaryota; Fungi; Ascomycota; Sordariomycetes; Hypocreales; Bionectriaceae. Gene Ontology annotation, biological process: mitochondrion organization; phospholipid transport. The record is from RefSeq and is a predicted model, not a curated record. Gene Ontology annotation, molecular function: lipid binding. Gene Ontology annotation, cellular component: ERMES complex. The coding region runs from base 1 to 1659 and encodes 552 amino acids.
AUGGCCUUCAACUUUAACUGGUCGCCUCUCACGGCCGAUGCGGACUUCUACGCCCGAGCUCGCGAUCUUUUGACAAAUGCUCUCAAUAAAUCGCCCAAACCGCCCAUCAUUGUCGAUGACAUCCUCGUCUCGGAACUCAACCUGGGCACUGUGCCCCCGGAUCUCGAGAUCCUGGAGAUCGGCGACUUGGCAGAGGAUAGGUUCCGUGGAAUCUUCAAGAUGUGCUACACAGGCGAUGCCUUCUUGACACUCAAGACCCGAGUGCAGGCAAAUCCACUCAACACCUACCUGGACUCGAAGCCAAGCUUCACAUCCCCGAAGCCUCUUGCUGCCGCGUCUGGUCUAACGAUUCCAUUGUCAAUCACAUUGUCGGAGAUCAAGCUCUCGGCCUUCAUUAUUCUUGUGUUCUCCAAGCAAAAAGGCCUUACCAUUGUCUUUCGAAAUGACCCUCUCGAGUCACUCAAGGUCUCAUCGACCUUUGACUCGAUACAGUUCGUCCGUGACUAUUUGCAACGCACAAUUGAGCAACAGCUGAGAAACCUGAUGAUGGACGAGCUACCGGCGAUCAUUCACAAAUUAUCAUUGCAACUUUGGUGCCCUGAUCAGGUCAACAAGGCUGCUGACGUACCGAAACCGGGCGAGGCCGACGAAGCAGGCAUAGAUCCUUUCUCAAGCCCUCCAGAAGACCCGGUGGACUCAAAUGGGAACCCAGUGGAUCUCAACACCUUGUCCGAGCUCUCUGCCAACGGAGCCGGCGAAAUGCAAGGCCUUUUCUCUCAGAAGAACCUUUUGCGACUGGGCGCCUUGACCGAUUCACACCGCACACUGUCACUUUUCACGCCGGGUAUCAGUGACGUCGUGUUCCGCGCGUGGUCCGGCCCUGGGAAGGGUUCUGAUCAGCUCACGCCUGCUAUCGGUACACCAAGCUUGUCGAGAACGCACUCGGCCAUUGUUGGCAACAGCACGACCUACACAUUCUCCGAUACAGGAAGUCAUGCACACGGCCACCUGCCGAGCAGGCCUUCUCUAGUCAGUCUACAGUCCGCCUCCGCCGGCAUGGCACUCGGUGCUGGUGGGCGUGCGCGAAGCGGCCGCAAGAAGAAGACCCGCGUAGUGAAUCUGAGACGGAAGAGAACCGAGGCGGACAAUUCGGAUGCAAUGACCGAGACCAGCGCCUCAGACACGGGUUCUAUCAAUGUUCCUCUCUCGGAGCCUCUCCCGGCGAAUUCUAUCCCUGAGCAUCCUGAGGCUGAGACUAUGUCGGAUGUUGGGUUCGACACCAAGGCACGAUCUGUCCGCGAAGAGAAGAAAGUCGGUCACCAACCGAGCCAACUGACUACCGAAGUCAAGUUCGAACCUGAAAAACCUGCGGAAGCAGCGUCAGAGCCCGUCUCCGAGACAGAACCCGCUCUGCGUAGCACUUUGGACGAUGCCAAGCCUCGCAUGUUCAAACGGGCCAACUUGGGCCAUGAACGCGCCAGCGCGAGCUCCGACACAUCGUCUGUCAUCCUGGAACAAGCUUGGAUCAAGAAGAUGGCUGGCGAGAUUGCCACCCGCAUCUAUGACGAGAAGAAGCGAGGGGACGGUCCGGCUUUCCCCGGCCAGCCGUGGACUGAGCAUGAAGACGCCCCUCCUGCGUACGAAGCCGCCGCCCACUAA